UUCAUAUGAUGAGGCUUUUAUUAUGGCCAGUGACCCCUUGGAAGGCUUUCAUGAAGUGAACCUCGCUUCGCCUACUACACCAGAUCUUCUUGGAGUAAAUGAGCCAGGAACUCAGGAACAAACUACCUCACCCAGUGUUAUCUACCGGCCACAUCCUUCUGUUGUGUCCUCCACACCAAUCCAACCCAAUGCAUUAGAUGUUUCUGACCUUCCCACACAACCUGUUUAUUCGUCUCCCAGACAGCUGAACUGUGGAGAAGCAUCAGGUGUCAGCAUCAAUGUUACCAACGCAGUACUCUGUUCUACCUCUGGACCCCAGGGUGGGUCAUUCAAUCACAAUAAUUCCAGAAAGGAGAGCAAUAACGCAGAAAGAGAGUUUUUGCAGGGUGCUACAGUAGCAGAUGUUGCUGAAGGAAAUGAAGAUAUUUUUGGGUUGAGUACAGACAGUUUAUCUCACUUACGGAGCCCAUCUGUACUGGAAGUAAGAGAAAAGGGCUAUGAAAGAUUGAAAGAAGAACUUGCAAAAGCUCAGAGGGAGCUGAAGUUAAAAGAUGAAGAAUGUGAAAGGCUUUCUAAAGUGCGAGAUCAACUUGGACAGGAAUUGGAAGAACUUACAGCUAGUCUGUUUGAGGAAGCACACAAAAUGGUUAAAGAAGCUAAUGUCAAACAAGCUGCAGCAGAAAAACAGUUAAAAGAAGCACAGGGAAAGAUUGAUGUCCUCCAGGCUGAAGUAGCAGCAUUGAAAACCCUAGUACUGUCUACUUCACCGACAUCUCCAACUAAGGAGUUUCAGUCUACUGGAAAAACUCCUUUUAAGAAAGGCCAUGCAAGAAACAAGAGUACAAGCAGUGCUAUGGGUGGCAGUCAUCAGGACCUUACUAUGAUGCAGCCAAUUGUAAAAGACUGCAAAGAGGCUGACCUGUCUUUGUACAAUGAAUUCAGAUCUUGGAAAGAUGAGCCUACUAUGGACAGAACAUGUCCUUUCUUGGACAAAAUUUAUCGGGAAGAUAUUUUUCCGUGUUUAACCUUCUCAAAAAGUGAGUUGGCCUCAGCUGUUCUGGAAGCUGUUGAAAACAACACUCUGAGCAUUGAACCUGUUGGCUUGCAACCUGUUCGAUUUGUGAAAGCUUCUGCAGUUGAAUGUGGGGGACCAAAGAAAUGUGCUCUCAGUGGACAAAGCAAGUCAUGCAAGCAUAGAAUCAAAUUAGGAGAUUCAAGCAGUUAUUACUACAUUUCUCCUUUCUGUCGUUACAGGAUCACUUCUGUGUGUAACUUCUUUACGUAUAUUCGCUACAUCCAGCAAGGACUGUUGAAGCAGCAAGAUG
Tauraco erythrolophus (red-crested turaco) is the source of this 1325-nucleotide messenger RNA. The record is from RefSeq and is a predicted model, not a curated record. NCBI's taxonomy places the organism in Eukaryota, Metazoa, Chordata, Aves, Musophagiformes, Musophagidae.